Penicillium samsonianum is the source of this 1581-nucleotide messenger RNA. Its product is annotated as Zn(II)2Cys6 transcription factor. Gene Ontology annotation, biological process: regulation of DNA-templated transcription. Lineage: Eukaryota; Fungi; Ascomycota; Eurotiomycetes; Eurotiales; Aspergillaceae. Gene Ontology annotation, molecular function: DNA-binding transcription factor activity, RNA polymerase II-specific; zinc ion binding. The coding region runs from base 1 to 1581 and encodes 526 amino acids. The transcript has 3 exons. The record is from RefSeq and is a predicted model, not a curated record.
AUGCCUUUCUACGGUCGUCCUAGUAAAGGUUGCUGCAGUUGUCGGGAAAGACGGAUAAAGUGUGAUCGGCUUGAGCCCGUGUGUUCCCAAUGCAGGAGAGCAGGCAAGCCAUGUGGCGGCUAUCGGGACGUGCCGUCUUUUAUGUUCCGCGAUGAGAAUGAUAAGGCGGCUCGACGAAGUGCAGAAGCAAAAGCUAAGACCGAGGCCCGUCGAAGAUUGGAGGAUAGUGCAGGUCUAGAAUCUGAUAUAUCUACUUCUGACUCGCGGGCCGAUCGUUCGCCAUCGGAUGCGCUAGUCUGUCGGAGCAAGGGCCAAUCGAUCCUGGCUCCGAGAAUUACUGCCCCGCUGUCCAUCCCAUUGGAGGAUCAGGGGUUGAGGUUCUUUGUUAACCGUUUUGUGACACGGAUGGCCAGCAGAACAAAUGUCUCUCUACAUGCAAGUAUUGUGCAGCCGUCUCCUCAUUUUGGAGCCGUUGCUCUCGAUCAGUCGAGUCGAGAUGCUGUCGUCUCGGUUGGUCUUGCUGCCUUGUCCAAUGUCAAUAAUGAUAGAGCACUGCGGAUAUUGUCUCGAGAGAAACACGCCAUGGUCAUAAAAGCCGUGCGAGAAGUAGUGGAGAACCCCGCUCAGGCCAAUCCCGACAGAACAUUCCACUUGAUCUUAAUGCUGGGUCUAUACGAGAUGGUCAGCUGUACUCCUAACCAGCUCGACUCUUGGAUAGUACAUCUGGAUGCUGCCGCUGCUUUGCUUAAACAAUCCACCUUUCGGCUAUCACUCACGAACUUGAACCACCGAGCCCACUUACAAUUCUACUUUGUUGUAAUUGUCAAGUAUUUCUCUAAGAGGGUUGUGAGCCCGAAUCUACUGAACUGGUCCCCUGAUCUAAUACCCUCUGCUCCACCAGAGAUCUUACCAGGCGUCCAUCUUGUUGACAUACUGAUAAGAUUCACAAAGUUCGAUGUAUAUGUGCAUCACCGAAAGCCCGACGCCAGAGCAGUAGUAAACUCAGCGCUAUUGUUUGAAGAUGAACUCCGCGAGUGGGAAGCCCACCUCCCAUUACACUGGUCCUUCACUGUGAAAGAAUCCAAGACAUGCGAGCACACCUAUCGUGGCCAGUAUCAUGUCUACAAGGACAUGUGGGUUGCGAUAAUUUUCAACCACUACCGUUGGGCACGACUGGUAGUCAACGAGACCAUCGUAUCCCAAAUUUCUAUGAUGGCACGACCCACAGGAAACGAUGUGAUUCAACGGCAGCAAGCAUUGGACAUAAUUUCUUGCAUGGCAAUUGACAUAUGCGCCGGAGCUGCAAGUCAGGAAGCUAUCUCCGAGAGAGGAGUUGCCGAAGACCCAUCACAUAUACCACUGUUAAAUGGUACCUUCAUGCUGCUUUUCCCAUUAGGAGUUGCCGGAGGCGCGGCGGGGACUCCCGAUGAAGUUCAUGAUUGGGUUGUUGGAACGUUUGAACGAAUAGGAUGUACGACGGGGAUCCGGCGAGCUUUGGAAAUGAUACCCCAUCUGAAGAAAUCAGUCGGUAAAUGGAAACUAGAUCAGAAGCGGUGGAACAGCAUGCACGAGUAUAAAUGA